GUCUAGAGAAGAGUCCUAAAUUUGCUUUGCAUCAUGAUGAACAGGGACAUGCUCAAGCUGCGGAAGGAUCCCACUAUCCCAUAUUACGUGGGUACUGUUACUUCCACUACUACCGCGUUUCCCGUCACGCAACGUUUAGGCAGUCCAAGUAGCACAGAGAGUAGACCCGUCAAUGCUCGUCAUCGGCCUUCGCCCAAAGGAUCGGGAACACAGGGAUCAGGACAGAGCCAUGGACAAAGUCAAGGACAGUCUCAUGGGCAAGGACAAGGGCCAGGUGUCGGAUCGACAUCAGGAUCAGGAUCCACCAUCUUGACUGUUGCAUCCGGCACGUCGGCUGCAUUAGCAAGUCCAGUGACGUUAACCCCUACCACAACUUCCACACAAACAACCAAUGUUUCUACAGGCAUGACUUCUUCUUCAACCCUGACAGGAGGCUCAAGUAUAAGCUCAGCAACGGGGAACCCAGGCGUAGGGAUAGGAACAAUGUCAGGGACCUUACAGGGAUCAGGGACUGGAAUUACUCAGCAGCCUUUUACUGGAGCGGGCGGUGCACAGGCAAGCAACGUUCGCACCUUUAAGUUCGAUACGAAUGGCGCGCUCUCGGCUUUGUCAGCAUCACCGGAUUAUUCUAUGGUGGCGGUAGUGGGCCGUGAUGUAAUUAAAAUUUUAAGCGUCACAGAUAGUGGAGCGGAGGAAAUGAUCAACCUCAAGGCUGCGGUCGGCCGGAAUGCUCCUACAGGGAGCAUGGAUGUUAAAUGGGGCCCAACGACGGGACGAGAUGCCAAAAUUGCUACAACUGGCACGAAUGGGCCGAUUUUCAUCUGGGAUAUCGGCACGCACAACAAGAUCGAUCGCAUAAUCAAAGAGCACCCACGAUCCGUUCAUCGUAUAUGCUUUUCACCACAGGAGCCUAACCUUCUAUUGAGCGCAUCGUCAGAUUCCACCAUCCGUCUCUGGGACCUCCGGAUUCGCGAUCGGCCGGGAAUAAUCAUGGAUGCAAAAGACGUUGUGAGAGAAGUUCAAUUUAACCCUGUAUCUAUGAAUGACAUUGUAGCUGGAUAUGAAAGCGGAAAUAUACAGCGAUGGGACUUGCGCAAUGUGAGCACAAGCGAAAAAAAAUUUAUGGCACAUAUGGGUUUUGUCACAUCAUUGGAUUACCAUCCAAGUGGCCGGUUCUUAGCUAGCGGCGGGCGUGACAGAACAAUCAAAGUCUGGGAUAUGGAAGACGAGAAACGAAGAGAAAUCCACACCAUUCCUACGGCCCAAUACACUUCCAAAGUUCAGUGGCGUCCACAUAAGCCCUAUCAGCUUGCGGCGAGUUUUAAGGAUGAGUCUGCAGUACAAAUUUUUGAUAUGCGCAGGCCGUUUGUGCCGCUCCAUGUCCUCACACAGCAUGAUAAAGAUGCAACAUCAAUCCUUUGGAAGGAUACAGAUGUACUUUGGAGUGUUUCCAAAGAUAAAGCAUUUGCUUCAACGUAUAUCAGAGGACAAACCUCGUUUGCUGAUUUAUUAUCAAGCGGCAAGGCCACUAUGAACUGUUAUGGACAAUUAGCGUUCACUAUUGCUAGCAAAAAUAGCUACGACUCAUUCGAGAAAGACCUUGUCCCUAGAUCCGGACGGCCUAACCCGAGAUCGGUUGCACUUGAUGGAAGCGCGGAAGCUACAAUAUAUCGUACGCGACAGGCAGGAGGUGUAUUCGAUUGCGAACUGUUCAACCAUGAGGCGUUUAUCUACUGCGCGCAAAACUAUUCGUUGGAUUCAGACAAUGUUCGAGCUGCAUGUGAGCAUAACUCAAAUAUAGCUUGGCAGGCAAAUAAAUUCCGCGACUCACAGACAUGGACAGCUAUCAAGCUGUUUUAUAGCGAUAUGGCGGAAUCUGCAAUAAUUGUUUCACAAGGCGAGAUCCUGGAUGCCGCUUCGACUGAAAUGGCUGCAGCUGCUAAUAAACAGAGGAAUGGGCGUGCACAUGAAGACGAAAAUGAAGGUUCCGAACUAUCUGGGACACGGACAGCAAAGCCAACUGUACCAAGUUUAUUCGCUAUCAAGGUAUCAGAUGCGCCUAUAAAGCGGGAUUGGUCGCAUGUAGAAACUAUCCGUAACCUUUUAGAGUACUAUGCGGAGCAAGGCGAAGUGCAAAUGUGUGUAACUAUUUUACUUGUACUAGCCAAUGAGAAAGAUUUAUCGGAAUUUAGUCGGUCACAACAAUGGUUUGGAUCGUACAUCGAUCUGCUUUCCAGGUUCAAGCUCUGGAGCAUCGCCACGGCUGUUUCGCAAGCUUGCAAGGAUCCCGAAAUUCACACUAUGAAUCAGGACUCAACUACAAUCCACACAUCAUGUUCAAGUUGUAUGAAGCCUUUAAUAUCUCGAGCACCAACAUCAUCUGGGUUCUGGGCCUGCGAUAAGUGCCGCAAGGUUCUGAGCUCGUGCUCAGUGUGUCAUAUGACAGUACGAGGAGUCUUUACGUGGUGCACACAGUGUUCACAUGGAUUUCAUUUACAGCAUGCACAGGAGUGGUUCUCGCAAUCAGCAGAAUGUCCAACAGGAUGCGGCCACCAAUGCUUUCCAGAGAUGCUUAAGAUUCAGCUAGAGCAGGAACAACAACUGGAUAAUGAUAGAGCUUACGAUUCAUCGUUUUCAUACCAUUAUCCGCGUCCCCUUCAUCUGCAGCAGGAGCUGGCCUCUUAUUCCUCUCAUAGUCACCAUCGCGGAGGUGAGAUAAGCGAAGGCAAAGAGUCGUCCCCGAUGCAAUAUUCAACAUACUCAAGCAUGAUAUGAUCUUCCAUCAACAAUAAUAAUACUAUUAAUAUUAAUAAGAAGCACCACUUGAAAUUCGAAUAUGUUUGUGAUUAAGGAGGAAUCUUGCUUUGAUUGUGGUUGGGCGUAUGUCGAUUUCCAUUAG
Molecule: messenger RNA, 2899 nt
Organism: Lobosporangium transversale
Lineage: Eukaryota; Fungi; Mortierellomycota; Mortierellomycetes; Mortierellales; Mortierellaceae
Product: WD40-repeat-containing domain protein
Exons: 10
Coding region: 34-2775 (913 amino acids)
Biological process (GO): positive regulation of TOR signaling
Molecular function (GO): protein binding
Source: RefSeq, a predicted model, not a curated record